Molecule: messenger RNA, 1836 nt
Organism: Diaporthe batatas
Lineage: Eukaryota; Fungi; Ascomycota; Sordariomycetes; Diaporthales; Diaporthaceae
Exons: 2
Coding region: 1-1836 (611 amino acids)
Source: RefSeq, a predicted model, not a curated record
AUGCCCGAGUUUAUUCCCAACGGGAGCCGCGAUGCUACCAUCGCUCCGUCAGGCAGCCACGGCCUGCCUCCUCCUUCGCCUUCAGGCUCAGUGUCCGGCCCAGGAGGUUCUGCGGCGCCAUCAAACUCUUCAGCACGGCACAGAAACCUACUGCGAGACACGUGGCUAGAUCAAACUCGAGAGCAGUUCGACGACCUUUCCACGGGUCUUCGAGACCGGAUCCUCGCCCUUGUCAAGAAAUACCAUCCAGGGAUGCCCACUGGUGAGAAUCGAUGGUACUAUGGGUCCUAUAAUCUUAGCAUCGCAUUCAACUUCUACGAUGAGUCGGCCGGUCCAAGUAUUGCCAUGUUUCGCGUGCCGAUCCCUGGCCUGGUAGCGUUCCCCGAGGAAAAGGCCCGCGCAGAGGUCGCAACGAUGCUCCAUGUUGCAGAGCACACCACCAUACGUGUGCCUCGUGUAUACCACUGGGGAUCGGCCGCCGACAACCCCACAGGGCUUGAUCUGCCCUUUAUGGUCGUGGAGUUUAUCCCCCAUUCCUACGACAUGGGCACUCUCCUGGCUGAGCCGGAGCUUGUCCAACGGCCGGAACUGGGGGGAGACGUCAACCUGAUCAAGGACCACUUGUUCCGCCAGCUAGCAAAUGUACACAUCCAGCUAUCUCAGCUCCAUUCACCAAGCAUCUCUGCCCUCGAUGUCGUGGACGGCCGCGGCGUCCCAGGCGGGGCCCCCAAGUCAUUCCUCCUGAGCAACCAGAUCACGUCGUAUCAUGUCCCCGAAUCUCUCUUCGCCCCGGAUAUCACUACUGCCAAAACGAUCUCGACAUCUCGACAAUGGCACAUAUCCAUUGCAGAGACGUACAUCGCCGGGCUCCUCUACGACACAGACCCCGAGAAGGACGAGGAGGACAUUCGCGACAGCUUCGUGGCGCGGUAUCUCUUCCGCCAGCUGGCCAAGAACCGCAGACUCCCACAGCGUCCGGAAGACGAUGGAUCCGCGUCAGAAGAAACGAAGGAGUCAUUCCGGCUCUGGUGCGAUGACUUUAGGCCGCAUAAUGUCCUUUGCAACGACCAAGGUGACGUCCAGGGCGUGAUCGACUGGGAAUUUGUGUACUUUGCGCCCGAGUCCUAUAUCUACGACCCCCCGUUUUGGGUCAUCAUGGACCGGGACCCAGGGGCUGUGCUUGAAAAUUUUGACAUCAGAUUAGCCCGCAAGGAGAACAUUGGGAGCGAAGAGGGAAAUAUCAAAGACACUGGGGCUCAGGACCAAGACGGACAGGUCCAAGGCAAAGAGGACCUGUCAAAAAACAGCCAUCGCAUUGACUUUGAACUGGCGAAGGACAUCGAAAACAACCGGCUGAUGUUCAUGCGUGCACUGCAGCAGCAGGAGCGGGAAUUCUAUAGGGAGCGGAUAAAAUCGACGCUGAAUGGCGAUCCGCAGUCCUAUCACCACAGCGACGGCGUCGCAGAGCAAGUCUCACGUCUCAGCAUCCAGGACAAAGAUUCGAUACCCACUCCCCUUUAUGACGGCAUGACAAAGCGCUGGGCGGCACAGCGGAGCGAGUACCUGUGGAACUUCACAUACAGGUGGGACAGGGAAGAAUUUGAUGGGUGGUACUGGGAUGAGAUUGACCGUGAACAUGGUGGCGAGUGGGGCGAUUACCGUGACAGACUCGGGCUGCUACCGCAGCAGGUGAAGGAUCUCAUGGAAUGGUUUGUGCACAAGCGGAUGAGAGAGAGGGAUCAGUGGGACCCUAAGGAACUGAUGGAGGCUGUUCUUGGGCAGAUGGAUGGAACGGGGCCGUUUAUUACCACCGUUGAUCAGACCUCCGGUUCGUAG